Molecule: messenger RNA, 3348 nt
Organism: Blastomyces dermatitidis ER-3
Lineage: Eukaryota; Fungi; Ascomycota; Eurotiomycetes; Onygenales; Ajellomycetaceae
Exons: 6
Coding region: 48-3209 (1053 amino acids)
Source: RefSeq, a predicted model, not a curated record
GGCUUGCCAGCUUCCAACUUUCGCGCAACCAGCUUUGGGAGACAUCAAUGUCACCACCGCAUCUGCUCACCAAGCCAUGCAGUAAAUUUCCAGACGCGAUGACGCCGGCAUCAUCCACGGCUGGUCGUUUCCUCAGACCUAAGCUCAAACAAGCCUCCUUCAUCCUCCCAAGUACUGGACAACGGCUCAGAGGCCUUAUUAAUUUAUCGCCCGACAGAGAAAAUGAUAACCUGGGAGAAAGAGAACCGUUACUCGGCCAGAGCGCAGUGGUUCCAAGCGCCAAAACCGCGACAUUCUGGCGCAAACUCCAUGAAAGAUUUAGAGGUCUCAUAUAUGCGCUGUACUUAUUUACUACAUCCGAAGCCGGCAGAGGUGUGCUUAAAUGCAGCAUCGCCUAUUUGAUUGGCACCUUGGGGACAUUUUUACCGGUAUUUGCGGCUUUCCUUGGGCGGCAGGAUGGAAAACACAUGGUGGCAACCAUCACGGUAUACUUCCACCCAGCGAGGACGAGGGGUAGCAUGAUAUUAGCAACGAUACAUGCUUUCUUGGCAUUUACAUAUGCGACCCUCAUAUCUGUGACUAGCAUGGGCAUUUCGGUGUUCUUUGAGGACAAACUUGGUCUCCUCCCUCUUGGGCAUGCGAUCGUCCUCCUCGUUUUCUGUGGAGGGGGACUGGGCUUUAUUGGAUGGGUAAAGCUUCGGCGUGCUGAUCCGUUGGCAAACGUGGCCUGCUCUCUUGCGUCUCUGGCUAUCAUUACUGUUUUGACAAAGGAGGGAGCUGUACAACAGGGCGACUUGUCCCUUGCUAAAAUAUUCCAGGUUCUAAAAAUUAUUGUGAUGGGAGUCAUAGCGACUAUGGCGGUUUGUUUUCUACUCUUCCCCGUGUCCGCACGAACCCAGCUUCGCAAAGAUUUAGUUGAGAUUACUGGUUCGCUGGGCACUAUGCUAGCGAUCAUCAUGGAGAGCUUCCUGCAAGGGUCCGCAGAGCAUCUUGAGAAGGACUCGUUCAAAAAUGCUUCCAGCCGGAACAAAAAGGCAUACGUUGCGGUUGAUAAGUGGCUAAAGGAGGCUAAGUUCGAACACUACUUUGCGGGGACGGAAAGGGAAUAUCGCCUUGAAAAAAAGCUUGUUCGGUGUAUUCAGGACAUCACCCAGAAUAUCGGAGGACUUCAGAGCGCUGCCACCCUUCAAUUUGACCUUUUAAAGCAAUCAGAGCAACAUUCCCAUGUUACCCCGAUUCAAGAAGGCGUAUACUCAUCCUAUUUUAGCUCCGGGUUACACCCUUCGAUUUUCUCACCGGCUGCACUGUCUCUUAACGAGGAACCAAGUAACUCAAUCCCUGUUCGAGAUCUAGCACACGGCGGCAGGCCAACGACAGAUCUAGGUGAGACCCUCUUGGGAUCUAGCCCAGGAAAUCACUCCCAUUCUCUUCCACUGACUCCGGCGGAUAUUUUCGAGAAGUUCAUUGUUCACCUUGGCCCUUCAAUGCGUGCAUUAGCAUAUACGGUGACAGAAAUUCUUGGAGAACUUCCGUACACCCCUGGCCCAGAAUAUAAAGUUGCUGUUAACUGUAAAUUUCGCACCAGCUUAGAUCGAGCCCUAGAUUUAUAUCACAGUGCGCGAAAUGAUGCAUUGAAUAUGGUAUAUUUACAGAAAGAUUUUGUCAAGGUCAAGUCCCUUGAGACGGAAGCUGACCUUGAAGAGGUUGCGGCAAGUUGUGGUCAUUUCAGUUUCUCCCUCCAAGCAUUUGCUGAGCAACUCAAAGAAAUCCUAGAAGUGCUUGAUGAGCUUCAAUUAGAAACCGAUGAACGCCCCAACGGCAGGUCCUGGGGUUGGCUCAGAUUUUGGCGCCCUACGCCUCCUGAUCAUAUCAAUAAGUGGACUGCUGUUUCAAGGUCAGCGGCAGAGCGUGGGGAACCAAAUGUUCCAGCCGAAAGUUUCCUUGUCCCAGGAAAAGACGACACGCUGCAACCGCCAGAUAACCUGUCAGCGAGGGACAAGCUGAGAUACAGAGUAUGGAAAGCAUUGCGUAUCUUCCGACGAGACGAAACAAAAUUUUCCAUCAAAGUGGGUGCCGGGGCGGCCCUGUACGCUCUCCCCGCUUUCUUGCCAUCGACGCGACCUUUCUAUUCUUACUGGCGCGGGGAGUGGGGUUUGCUAUCCUAUAUGCUUGUUUGCUCUAUGACAAUUGGCGCAUCCAAUACAACGGGAUUUGCCAGGUUUUUUGGAACGACUUUUGGAGCGAUAUGCGCGUAUAUAGCUUGGAAAAUUACUAACGGGAACGUUUUUGCUCUUGCAUUCAUCGGCUGGGUCAUGGCGUUCGGCACCGCCUACCUUAUUCUGGUUAAAAGCCAGGGCCCGAUGGGGCGUUUCAUUGUGCUCACUUACAACCUCACUGUUCUAUAUGCCUACUCUCUCUCAAGAGACGAUGUUGAUAAUGGCGAAGAUGAGGGCGGAGCUACGCCAAUAGUACUUAACAUUGCUGUCCAUCGUGUCGUAUCUGUCUUGUCUGGAAUUAUCUGGGGGAUCAUUAUCACCCGGCUGAUCUGGCCUAUCAGCGCGCGGAGAAAGCUAAAGGAUGGACUAAGUUUGUUGUGGCUCUGGAUGAGUGUGAUAUGGAAACGAGAACCUCUGUCGACGAUGACUGAUGGAAAGUCCGCCAUUGCAUAUUUCACCCCUAGGGAGAAAUUAGAGCUCCAGAGAUUCCUGGUCCGCCUAGAAACACUAUAUACUUCGGCGCGGUCAGAGUUCGAAUUACGCGGCCCUUUUCCCGAUGCUACGUAUAUAGCGCUCCUUAGUCGAACUCGACGGAUGUUAGAUGCCAUCCAAGCCAUGAAUCUCGAGAUUAUGAAAAACUUAACAGCUUCGGAAGGCGAGGCGGCUAUGCUCGCAUAUACCCUACCGCAGAGAAUGCAGCUCUCUGCGCGAAUAAGUCAUUUAUUGUCCGUGGUCGCAUCCUCCAUGAAACUCGAGUACCCUCUGAAUGACUCUCUACCGGAAAUAGAGCAUUCGCGAGACAGGCUCCUUGCGCGAUUGCACCGGUUCCGUCAAGAUACCACGGUCUCUAGGUUGACAACUAAUGAAGACUACGCUUUACUCUAUGCAUAUGUUCUAGUUACGGGACAGUUAGGAAACGAAAUAAUGACGAUUAUUGGCGAAUUAAGCAAACUGUUUGGGAUAUUGGAUGAGGAUAUACUGAAGCUGGAUUAGGACAGGGGGCGUUUAUUCUAUCCAUGCAAUAUGAUUUUACUUCUUGUAAAAAUAAUUCCCCAAGUAUAUUUAUAGGCGUAUUCAAACGAACACAGAUAUCCAAAAGCCAUAAAUAUUAUUACCCAGCGUAGAUAACUUA